Molecule: messenger RNA, 879 nt
Organism: Haliaeetus leucocephalus (bald eagle)
Lineage: Eukaryota; Metazoa; Chordata; Aves; Accipitriformes; Accipitridae
Product: POU domain, class 3, transcription factor 3-like
Exons: 5
Coding region: 1-726 (241 amino acids)
Biological process (GO): regulation of transcription by RNA polymerase II
Molecular function (GO): RNA polymerase II cis-regulatory region sequence-specific DNA binding; DNA-binding transcription factor activity, RNA polymerase II-specific
Source: RefSeq, a predicted model, not a curated record
AUGGGGAGGUGUCCUCGGCCCCUGGGCGCAAGUUCUCCCCUCUCACUUUAUCUCUGCCCCUGCCAGGAUGCGCCAACCUCAGAAGAGCUGGAGCAAUUCGCCAAGGACCUCAAACACAAGCGCAUCAUGCUGGGCUUCACCCAGGCUGACGUGGGGCUGGCUCUGGGCACCCUCUAUGGGAAGAUGUUCAGCCAGACAACCAUCUGCCGCUUUGAAGCGCUCCAGCUCAGCUUCAAGAACAUGUGCAAGCUAAAGCCGCUGCUGCAGCGUUGGCUCAAUGAGGCGGAGAACACGGACAACAUGCAAGAGAUGUGCAAUGCGGAGCAAGUGUUGGCCCAAGCCCGGAAGAGAAAACGCAGGACCAGCAUCGAGACCAACGUGAAGGGGACACUGGAGAGCUUCUUCCGCAAGUGCGUGAAGCCCAGUCCCCAGGAGAUCUCCCAGAUAGCCGAGGACCUCAACCUGGACAAAGACGUGGUCCGGGUCUGGUUCUGCAACCGGCGUCAGAAAGGCAAACGGCUGCUGCUCCCCUUCGGCAAUGAGGCAGAGGGGGUGAUGUAUGACAUGAACCAGUCCCUGGUGCCCACCGGCCUGCCCAUCCCAGUGACGUCCCAGGGCUACAGCCUGACACCCUCCCCUCCUGUCUACAUGCCGCCCUUCCACAAAGCUGAGAUGUUCCCUCCAGCGCUGCAGCCUGGGCUCUCCAUGAACAACAGCAGCCACUGAACGGGGGGCUGCGGGGGCCAGUGACGGUGCCACCCCCACACCGUGGCCAGGCUGGCUCUCUGGGGGCUGCUCCUCCCCGCCUUCACCCUGAGAAGGCACGGGCACGGCCUCGCUCCCAGGGCUUGCCUGGGCGCUCGCUGGGCUGCCUUCGGG